AUGUCUGCCUACAAAAACAUCGCUGUCGCUGGUGCCGCAGGUGAUCUCGGCUCCGCAGUCUUCAAGGCCCUCAUCGACUCCAACAAAUUCAACCUCACAGUCCUAACCCGCGCCGGCUCAACUUCCAAAUUCCCCUCCGACAUCAAAGUCAUCCAAGUCGACUACGAUAACCUCGACUCUCUCACAUCCGCCCUCCAAGGCCAAGAUGCCGUCGUCUCAACCCUCGGCAGUCUCGCCAUCCCCAGCCAAACACUCCUCAUCGACGCCGCAGUAGCCGCUGGCGUCAAGCGCUUCCUCCCUUCUGAGUUUGGCUCCAACCUUGCCAUCCCCAGCGUUCGCAAGCUUCCUGUCUUCAAGACAAAGGUUGAUAUCGAGGAUAAGCUUACUGCUCUUGCGGCUGAGGGCAAGAUUAGCUAUACUUUUGUUUAUAACUCUGUUUUCCUUGACUGGGGCUUGAGCCAUGGCUUGUUCCUUGAUUUCAACAAGGCAGAGGCUACUCUCUGGGAUGGCGGUAACACUGAGUUCAGCGCAACCACUCUCGCUAGUGUUGGCCAAGCUGUCGUUGGUGUUCUGACACACCCUGCCGAGACCAAGGAUCGCGUUGUUUAUAUCCAGGACACCGUCGUCUCUCUGAAGAAGCUCCUCGACAUUGCCAAAGAGCUCAACCCCAGCAAGCAGUGGACUGUCAAGGAGGCCAAGAUCGACGAUGCUACUGCUGCUUCUGAUGCCAAUGUCGCAAAGGGUAUCUUUGACUGGCCCACUCUUGCUGCUUAUCUGUACAGGGCUAUCUUGGACCCCACUAGUGUUCCCAAGUUCCCCAAGCUUGAUAAUGAGCUGCUUGGUGUCAAGGGUGUUACCGAUGAGCAGGUCAAGGAACUUGUGAAGCCUUUUGUUCAGUAG
Fusarium tjaetaba is the source of this 900-nucleotide messenger RNA. RefSeq names its product 2'-hydroxyisoflavone reductase. Bases 1 to 900 code for a protein of 299 amino acids. Gene Ontology annotation, molecular function: oxidoreductase activity. The transcript has a single exon. NCBI's taxonomy places the organism in Eukaryota, Fungi, Ascomycota, Sordariomycetes, Hypocreales, Nectriaceae. The record is from RefSeq and is a predicted model, not a curated record.